AUAUUGACAUUGAUUUCGAUAGUUUGUGCGGAUUUUGAUAUCAAAGAUUAUAAAGAUGUAAUAAAUUCACGAAACUUUACGGGAAAAGUAGUUUUGGUGACCGGAAGUAGUUCUGGAAUCGGGGAGGGGAUCACUAAACUGUUCUCUAUAUUAGGGGCCAAUGUUGUGGUCACCGGUAGGAAAGUCGAUGACGUCCAGAGAGUUGCAAAAGAGGUUCAGGAAUUAUCGCCAAAGAAAUUAAAGCCAUUAGAAAUGGUCGGAGAUGUCACCAAAACUGAAGUCAUAAACACUUUGAUCACAAAUACUAUCAAAACCUUUGGAAAGUUAGAUGUUUUGGUGAACAACGCCGGUAUAUAUCCGACGACAAACAUCACCCAAAAAGAUUUAAUGCAAGCCUGGGAUCAGGUCUUCAGCAUUGACUUGAGAGCAGUCGUCGAACUGAUCCACGAAUCGGUUCCACAUUUGGAGAAAACUAACGGCACUAUCAUUGAUAUCUCGAGUGUCGGCGCCAUUGCUCCGUAUACCCUAAACCUUGCUUAUGGACCGGCAAAAGCCGGCUUAGAUAUGAUGACUCGAAUACUGGCCCUCGAAUUGGGACCCAAAGGCAUUCGUGUCAACACUUUGAACCCUGGGCCUACACAAACGACAGAUAAAGUGGAUCCUUUAUAUGACUUGAUCAAGAAAAUAACACCAUUGAGACGUGUGGGACAACCAUUAGAUAUCGCCAAAGCCGUGGUAUUCCUGGCCUCAAGUGAUGCCUCAUUCAUAACCGGCGCUAAUCUGGUG
Molecule: messenger RNA, 786 nt
Organism: Oppiella nova
Lineage: Eukaryota; Metazoa; Arthropoda; Arachnida; Sarcoptiformes; Oppiidae
Source: the annotation of a GenBank genome assembly